Messenger RNA from Bursaphelenchus xylophilus (pine wood nematode), 393 nucleotides. The record is from the annotation of a GenBank genome assembly. Lineage: Eukaryota; Metazoa; Nematoda; Chromadorea; Rhabditida; Aphelenchoididae.
AUGUUUAGGGAUGUUGGCAGCAUCCAGAGGUUCCCAGGAAGCGGUAGACCCAAAACAGAAAAGGCUCCGGCUCUGAAGAAGAGCAUCAGAAAUCGGACUGACCCAGAUCUUUCCAGGUCGUUGGAACGAAUGGCUUCUAAAUUGAUUAUCUCGGCUUUAUCGGGUAGAAUAAUUGUAAAAACCGGCAUGAGAUGUCCCCCAUAUUCUAUUCUAUGCGGGCCAUGCGUUGAUUCAACAGAGAGAUGCAAGACACGGCUUCAGUGUUUCCGAAAGUUAAGAAAAGAAGCCACUGACACGGUACUUUUGCGGGCUCCCACCUGUCCCCCUUUGAGCCCUCCGAUCUCCGCUGAAAGCAGAGGUUUCAGCAUGAAACUUUUUGACGCCAUAGAGUAG